UGGGCAGCCCCAUUCCGCAGCCGGGGCUGGUGGGGCUUCGCUAUCGAAGGGCGGAGGAGCGGGAGGAGACUGCUCGCUGCCCGGACGCCUCUGGGUCCUUCCCGGCGCCACCUGUGAUGCUGACGCUGGAGCAGCGGACCGGGAACGGCGAUGCGCGCACAGGGCACACGUUGAGCAGGGGAAGACGCCGGGCGCCUGCAGGAGGAGGAGGAGGAGGAAGAGGUGUUUGCAUGAAGAGCGAGCUCCGGAACAAACACCCAGCAGGGGGGACUUGGGUACCCUGACACUGUGGAGUUGUGCAGCAUCCAGACUAGCAGAACCAGGUUGCCUUUACGUGUAGAUAGUGGCCCCCUGCUGAAAUCACCAUGAGUAGUACCCUCUCCCCCACUGACUAUGACAGUCUGGAGAUCCAGCAGCAAUACAAUGACAUCAAUAACCGCUGGGAACUGGCUGAUGAAGACUGGGACAAUGAAAACAGCUCCGCUCGUCUUUUUGAGCGCUCCCGCAUCAAGGCGCUUGCAGAUGAGCGAGAAGCUGUGCAGAAGAAAACCUUCACCAAAUGGGUCAACUCUCACCUGGCCCGAGUCACUUGCCGUAUCAGUGACCUGUACAGUGACUUGCGGGAUGGACGGAUGCUGCUGCGCUUGCUGGAAGUUCUCUCAGGGGAGCAGCUGCCCAAACCAACCAAAGGCCGGAUGCGCAUCCACUGCCUGGAGAAUGUAGAUAAGGCCCUGCAGUUUUUAAAGGAGCAGCGUGUUCACUUGGAGAACAUGGGUUCCCAUGACAUCGUUGACGGUAACCACCGCCUGACGCUGGGCCUCAUCUGGACCAUCAUUCUCCGCUUCCAGAUCCAGGACAUCAGCGUGGAGACAGAGGAUAACAAAGAGAAGAAAUCGGCCAAGGAUGCCUUGCUGCUUUGGUGUCAGAUGAAAACAGCUGGAUAUCCAAAUGUGAAUGUCCACAACUUCACCACCAGUUGGAGGGACGGACUGGCUUUCAAUGCGAUCGUCCACAAACACAGGCCAGACCUAAUAGACAUUGACACCUUGAAGAAAUGCAACGCUCACUAUAACCUCCAGAAUGCCUUCAACAUUGCCGAAAAGGAGCUGGGUCUGACCAAGCUCUUGGAUCCUGAAGAUGUGAACGUGGACCAGCCUGAUGAGAAGUCCAUCAUUACUUACGUGGCUACAUACUACCACUACUUCUCCAAGAUGAAAGCCCUUGCCGUAGAAGGAAAACGGAUUGGGAAGGUGCUAGACUACGCUAUUGAGGCAGACAAGCUGAUAGAGAAGUAUGAGACGCUGGCCUCCGACCUGCUGCAGUGGAUUGAGCAGACAAUCCUGACGCUGAAUGACAGGAAGCUGGCCAAUUGCUUGAGCGGAGUGCAGAAUCAGUUGCAGGCCUUUAACACCUACCGUACAGUUGAGAAGCCCCCCAAGUUCACCGAGAAGGGAAAUCUGGAAGUUUUGCUUUUCACCAUCCAGAGUAAGAUGAGAGCCAACAACCAGAAGGUUUACAUGCCGCGUGAGGGGAGGCUCAUCUCUGACAUUAACAAGGCCUGGGAGCGUCUGGAGAAAGCCGAGCAUGAGCGAGAGCUGGCCUUGCGCAACGAACUGAUUCGGCAGGAGAAGUUGGAGCAGCUGGCAGCACGAUUUGACCGGAAAGCAGCCAUGCGCGAGACCUGGCUGAGCGAGAACCAGCGCCUAGUCUCCCAGGGCCGCCUUCAGUCUCAGGACUUUGGAAAACAUUUGCUUGGGGUGGAGCAUCUGCUGCAGAUCCAUGCUCUGGUAGAGGCUGACAUCGCCGUCCAGGCUGAGAGGGUGAAAGCCAUCAGCGCUGCUGCCCAGCGGUUUGCCGUUCCUGGAGAAGGAUACAAAGCCUGUGAGCCCCACAUAGUUCAGGAUCGUGUGGUAACGUUGGAGCGGUGUUAUCGGGAGCUGGUGGCGCUAGCGGCUCAACGGCGUGCUAAACUGGAGGAGUCACGCCGACUUUGGAAGUUCUUCUGGGACAUGGGUGAGGAGGAGGCCUGGAUCCGUGAACAGAGCCAAAUCCUAUCGUCAGAUGACUUUGGCAAGGACUUGACAAGCGUGCUGCGCCUCACCAGCAAGCACAACGCCUUUCACGACGAGAUGAGUGGCCGUGCCGGCCCGCUGCAGCAGACUAUCUCUGAGGGCCGCCAGCUGGUUGACGAAGGCCACUUUGGGGCUGCAGAGGUGGCUGAGCGCAUCCGGGAGAUCGAAGAGCAGUGGGAGCAGCUGGAGGCAUUGUCGGGUGAACGGGAGCGGCGUCUCCAACAAGCCUCCAACCUCUACCAGUUCCAGGCGGAUGCCAAUGACAUGGAGGCCUGGCUACUGGAUGCCCUCCGCUUGGUAUCCAGCUCAGAAGUAGGCCAUGAUGAAUACUCGACCCAAAGCCUGGUGAAGAAGCACAAAGAAGUAGAGGAAGAGAUUCACAACCAUCGUCCUGCCCUGGACGCCUUGCAUGAGCAGGCCCGAAGCCUACCACCUGCCUUUGCCCAUUCUCCUGAAGUGGACGGCCGUCUGCCUGCACUGGAGCAGCGCUAUGAGGAGUUGGUCACAUUGGCCGAGCAUCGUAAGCAAGCCCUGCAGGACGCCCUCAACCUCUACAAGAUGUUCAGCGAAGCAGACGCUUGCGGGCUUUGGAUUGGCGAAAGGGAGUACUGGAUCGAAACCAUGGAUGUCCCAGAGAAGCUGGAAGACCUUGAAGUGGUUCAACAAAGGUUUGAGACCCUGGAGCCAGAGAUGAAUAACCUGGCCUCUCGCAUUGGUGCUGUGAAUGAGAUCGCCAGCUGUCUUUUGGGCACUGACCAUCGGAACAAGGACAGCAUCCAGGGGACUCAGGAGCAGCUCAAUACCCGGUGGCAGCAGUUCCAAGUCCUGGCUAGCUGCAAGAAGGAGGCAUUAAACUCGGCACUCAGCAUCCAGAACUACUACCUGGAGUGCAAUGAGACCAAGGCUUGGAUGCGGGAGAAGACCAAGGUGAUUGAGUCCACCCAGGGCUUGGGCAACGAUCUUGCGGGUGUCAUGGCCCUGCAGCGCAAACUGGCAGGCAUGGAGCGGGACCUGGAGGCCAUCCAGGGCAAAGUGCGGGACCUGCGCGAAGAAGCAACCCGCCUGGCUGACCAGCAUCAGGAACAGGGCACUGCCAUUUUGGACCGCUCAUCGGAGGUCGAUGGGACCUGGGAUGAGCUGCGAGAGACCAUGCGGCACCGCGAGGAGUCCCUGGGAGAGGCCAGCAAGCUGCAGGCUUUCUUGCGUGACCUGGAUGACUUCCAGGCGUGGCUCCUGCGUACUCAGACGGCCAUCGCCUCGGAAGACGUGCCGGCUACCCUGCCAGAGGCAGAGUGCCUGUUGAGCCAGCAUGAAACCAUCCGCAAUGAGGUGGAUCACUACAAGGACGAUUACCGGCGUCUGCGUGCCAUCGGGGAGGAGGUGACGCAAGGCCACACUGAUGCCCAGCACAUGUUCUUGCAGCAGCGGCUUCAGGCCCUCGAUACUGGCUGGAAUGAGCUUGGUCAGAUGUGGGAGAACCGGCAUCAGCUGCUCUCGCGCGCUUAUGGCUUCCAGAUCUUCUUGCGGGACACCAAGCAAGUGGAAGGAGUGCUAAGCAAUCAGGAAUAUGUGCUGACUCACACAAACAUGCCCAGUUCCCUACAAGCUGCUGAGGCUGCCAUUAAAAAACAUGAAGAUUUCAUGAGCACCAUGGAGGCCAACGGUGAGAAGAUCAAGGGGCUAGUGGACUCAGGGCGGAAACUCAUCAUGGAAGAUAGUCUUCAUGCUGACAAGGUCCAGGAGAAGGUCAAUUCCAUUGACAGCAGGCACAGGAAAAAUCAGGAAGCAGCCCAAGAUCUGCUCGCCAGACUCCGCGACAAUCGGGAGUUGCAACACUUUCUGCAAGACUGCCAAGAGCUCACCCUGUGGAUCAAUGAGAAGAUGCUUUCUGCUCAAGACAUGUCCUACGACGAAGCCCGGAACCUCCACACCAAGUGGCAGAAACACCAGGCCUUCAUGGCAGAGCUGGCAUCAAACAAGGGCUGGCUGGAGAAGAUCCAGAAGGAAGGUGAGCAGCUGAUAGCAGAGAAACCGGAGCUGGAGCCUGUGGUGAGGGCUAAACUGGACGGCUUGCAGCAGCUCUGGGAGGAGCUGGAGGCCAGCACUCAAACCAAGGCCCAGUGCCUCUUUGACGCCAACCGUGCCGAACUCUUCACCCAGAGCUGCUCUGCUCUGGAAGCCUGGGUGAGCGGACUGCAGGCCCAGCUGCACUCGGACGACUACGGCAAGGAUUUGACCAGUGUGAACAUUUUGCUCAAGAAACAGCAGAUGCUGGAGAAUCAGAUGGAUGUUCGUGAGAAGGAGGUGGAAGGCCUCAAAUCUCAGGCAUUAGCCCUCACUCAGGAGGACUCCAAUACAGUGGAGGUAGACGGCAAAUUGCAGACAGUGAAGGAAAAGUUUGAGGAGCUGAGGGCACCGCUGCGGGAGCGCUGUGAGAAGCUGCUGGCCUCGAAGGAAGAGCACCAGUUCAAUCGGGACCUGGAGGACGAAAUUCUGUGGGUGAAAGAAAGGAUGCCCAUGGCAGUUUCUACUGACCACGGCAAAGAUCUUCCCACUGUCCAGCUGCUGAUUAAGAAGAACCAGACCUUGCAGAAGGAGAUCCAGGGUCACCAGCCACGUAUAAACGACAUUGUUGGGCGGUGGCAGGGUCUGACAUGCAGUGACCUGGAAGCGGAGCUGCAAGGCCGUGUGGAGGCAUUGCAGGAAAUGUGGCAAGAACUGCAGAACCAGGUGGAGCUGCGGCACGCGCGCCUGGAGAAAGCACAGAUGGCCCAGCAGUUCUACUUCGAUGCUGCGGAAGCAGAGGCCUGGAUGGGUGAACAGGAGCUGCACAUGAUAUCAGAGGAUAAAGCCAAGGAUGAGCUGAUUGCCCAGGCCAUGGUGAAGAAGCAUCUGGUAAUGGAGCAGGCCUUGGAAGACUAUGCCCAGACCAUCCACCAGCUCUCCAUCCAGAGUCGCGACAUGGUAAACAAUGGGCACCCAGAGAGUGAGCGGAUCACUCUCAGGCAGGGCCAAGUGGACAAGCUUUAUGCCAGCUUGAAGGACCUGGCUGAGGAGCGCCGUGCCAAGCUCCAGGAACAUCUCCGCCUGUGUCAGCUGAAGCGGGAGGUGGAUGACCUGGAACAGUGGAUCUCAGAGCGGGAGGUGGUGGCAGCCUCCCAUGAGCUUGGGCAGGACUACGAGCACGUCACGAUGCUGCGAGACAAAUUCCGGGAAUUCUCACGCGACACCAGCACCAUCGGCCAGGAGCGGGUGGAUGGCGUUAACCAGCUGGCAGACGACAUGAUCUCUGCGGGUCACUCUGAAAAUGCCACCAUUGCCGAGUGGAAGGACAGCCUGAACGAGGCCUGGGCAGACCUCCUGGAACUCAUUGACACCCGGAGCCAGAUGCUGGCGGCUUCUUACGAGCUGCACCGGUUCUACCAUGAUGCCCGUGAGACCCUAAGCCAGGUCCAGAACAAACAGAAGCAGCUUCCUGAUGAGGUGGGGCGUGACCUCAACACCGCUGAAGCCAUGCAGCGGAUGCACAGUGCUUACGAGCAUGACAUCCAGGCGCUCAGCACCCAGGUAAAGCAGGUGCAGGAUGAUGCAGCACGGUUGCAGAAGGCCUAUGCGGGCGAGAAGGCGGACGACAUCCGAAGGCACGAGCAAUCCGUAAGCGAGGCUUGGGCCGACCUGCUCAGUAGCAGCAAUGGCCGCCGGCAGCUGCUUCUCGACACUGUCGACAAGUUCCGUUUCUUCCGCAUGGUGCGUGACCUUCUGCUUUGGAUGGAUGGAGUCAAUCUUCAGAUAGAUGCGCAAGAGAAACCCAGGGAUGUGUCAGCGGCUGACUUGGUCAUCAAGAACCACCAAGGGAUCAAGGCUGAAGUUGAGGCCCGGACUGACAGCUUCAACGCUUGCAUUUCCAUGGGCAACGAGUUGCUAGCCAAGGGCCACUAUGCCUCAGACAAGAUUUCAGAGAAGUUGACCCAACUUCAGGACCGGCGCAGGGAGAUCAAUGACAAAUGGAGGGAGAAAAUGGACUGGUUACAAAUAGUCAUGGAGGUGCUGAUGUUCGGACGUGAUGCGAGCAUGGCUGAGGCUUGGCUUGCCAGUCAAGAGCCGAUUGUACGCUCAGCUGAGUUGGGCAGCAACGUGGAUGAGGUGGAGAAUCUCAUCAAGCGGCAUGAAGGCUUCCAGAAAUCGGUUGCUGCCUGGGAGGAGCGCUUCCUUUCACUGGAGAAACUAACGACGCUGGAAGAGAAUGAGCGUCGUCAGCGGGAGGAAGAGGAAGAGAGGAAAAGGAGGUCUGUGACACCACCUCUGACAGAAUCAGUAGCCACUGUGCCACAGAACCAGGCUCUGGACAACCAUGACAACAGGAUUCCAGGAGACCGAGGUCUGUCACUGGAGUUGCCAUCUCUGAAUGGAAUUGAUGCUGAUUCUGAGUCUCCCCAGAUGUCUGAGACAUCAGGUACAGUGAAUGGGUCACGGCUGGACUCCCUGUCCAAACAAAAUGAGUCCAGCCUAAUCCCAUCACCCAAACUCCGCUCCAGGCCACCUGCCCUUGGCACUGAUUCCUCUCAGUCAGCCACACUGCCCGUGCGAAUGCCAGAUUCCUCAGCCUCGGAACAGAUGGAGGGAAUGCUGUGUCGAAAGCAGGAAAUGGAGUCACAUGGCAAGAAAGCUGCCAAUAGAUCCUGGCAGAACAUCUUUUGCAUUGUGAGGAGAGGUAGUCUGGGUUUCUACAAGGACAGCAAGAAUGCCAGCAACGGCAUCCCUUACCAUGGCGAGGUACCCAUUAGUUUGCAGGGGGCGCAGUGCAACGUUGCCUUGGACUACAAAAAACGCAAGCAUGUCUUCAAGCUUGGGUUAACUGAUGGCAAAGAAUAUUUAUUCCAGACUAAGGAUGAGGCUGAAAUGAGCAGCUGGAUGCGAGUCAUCAACGCCGCGACCACCUCCGCCCCAACGCCACAAGGGCCCGCAGAGGAACAACUGCCACUCAUCAGUAAAGGAAUGACACGCACCCUGAGCAUGCCCCCUGUGUCCCCCAACAGUGGCCCUGAAGGGAGUGUCACGCUGCGUAGCAAAGAGACGAAGGAGAAGGACCGCGAGAAGCGCUUCAGCUUUUUCAAGAAGAACAAAUAGAGGAGUCCCGCGAAGGGAACGGGCGGGCAGGGGACUGCAUCUGCUGAGUCUGUGCAAAACGGAUGGUCGGGGUGGGUGUGGCGAGGGAUUUCGGACCUGGGGAAGACUGGGGAUCAACACAGCUGACAGAGACCACAGUUAUUUUUCUUAGUACUGCAGAUUGCAUGAAGCAUCUCCAAACUUUACACGGAAUGCCUCUCCUCCCUCCCCCCACGCCAGGGGAAAAAACAAAACAAAACCCAAACGCAAAACCAGGCCAUGCUGCCUCAAUUGGAGCACAUUUUGCGAGGUGAAGCCAUGUCAGGAAUCGGGUCUGAGGCGCUGCGCUCGGAAGAGGCUCUUGCAGGGGGAAAUAAGAAUCACCAAAGUGUGGAUGUCUCAGGAGUGUGGGCCAGGGAGCAUGAGCGAUGCACAUCAUCUGUCAUUCUGUAUGCACAGGGACUCGGGGGCUGCUGAAUGUUUUCCAUUACCAAGCUGGCAUCAACAGUCUGUCGGGUACAGGAAGAAAUGGGGUUCUUUGGGCUUCUGAUGUUGAGGAUUUCUCCUUCCCCCACUACAGACCUGAUCCUCUUAGUCAGAAAAGGCUUCUACCAUCUGAUCCCACCCCCCACCCCCAUUUCACCUCCUGUUGUAGGAUUGCUCUAGACGACACUCCUCUAUCCUUUGCUGGCUAACCUGAAGUGGGUGCUGCUGAGUCAGAAUGGUGUCUGAAAGGAACGCAGCCUGUUUGGAGGUGGAAAGAAAAUCAGGUUUCAAGGAGAGGCCUGUUUCCUGAGGCACUGCUAGCCCCAUAUAAGGCCCUAAUAGAGCAGGACUGUGGCAUAACCCAUACUGUAGGACAGAGUCCAUGCUACGCAGCUAUAAAGUUGGGUGAAAAUUUAAGCAGAAGGAGCAAGAGAUGCAGUGAAGGCUCUUUUGCCUCUAAAACGAUCAGCCGCCCACGCUGGCUUUCCUGUCAUCUCUGCUUCCUUCCUGUCUUGGAAGCCAGCCAGGAGAAAUGUGGGUUUGGCGUGCUGAAUGCAGCUGAUUGGAGAAGAGGUUCAGGGCCUCCCUGUGUUUUGUAUCUAAAAUUGCACUCAAACUCUCUCCCUUUACAAAGUUACCUUAUACUGUAUUGUCUACCCUGACAGGAAAUGGCGCUCCAGGCCUCAGGAAGCAUUCUCCCAACACCUGCUCCUUUUAAAUGGAAAUGUCAAGAACGCCACUUUACAGUUGUGUGGCAGGCUGCCUUCUUACACACAGCUCCACCACUCUUAAUUGUAGGUAGGGACUCUUAGUAUUCCACCCAAGAACCUUCUCUGUUCUCUCCACUGCUCCUGCCAGGCGUUGAUUUCUUGAGGCACCAUUUGGAGUAGCCUACUGCCAAGGCCUAUUUAGUACAACACUCUACUUCUAUUGGUGUCAGCCAGGUGGCCCAUAAGGUAAGUCAAUUAGCAGAGUCUGACAGACAGAUAUCCUGUCAUCUGGUGCUCAGAAAUAUCCUGCCUCUUAAUACGGAGGUUCCAUUUUCAGUGAUCAUGGCUGAUCCGUGAAUGUAUCUGAGCUUGCUAUUUUUUUUUUUAGCCUCUAGUUCUAAAGACCGUUUCAGUAUCCUGUGGCGACGAGUCAUAGACCUCUGUCCCAAAAACGGGUGGGGAACUGAAGGGAGCAGACCCUCUAGUUUUAUAAAGCCAGUCCUUCAAACAACACUACUCAGGGUCCUUCUAAAAAGACGAGUCAGGAAAUUUUUAUUUCUGAAAACUAUAUCAGGAGGAACUGGCAUUUCCAGGGGAGGAAUAUGUGUCUUCGUUAUUGCCAGAAUCUUGUAACUUUGCCCGAUAGUGGGGACUGAAGUUUCUCCGUUGGUCCUUCAGAGCUUGCUGUCCGACAGGUGCUCUUUACCUGCCGAGCCCCUGCACGAGCGGGAAUCUCUCCACUUCUCAGUUUUGCAUCCCACACCGCUGUGUUCCUGCUCCAUCCCUUUUCUAGUUGGGUUUUCUGACCUGUGCCUUCCUUUUUCAUAAUCGUAUGCUUCCCUGAUGACCUGUUAUAUCCUUUUCCUCUCGCCUCAAGAUAGCAACGCCUCCUGCCCCCGCCACCCCUUACAAAGGAUGCAGAGGGUGCCUGGGUGCCAGGCUCCUAGCUGAGUCCACAAAGGCCUGGCUUAGUAUGGCCCAACACUGCUUGGAUUGCGGAAAGUAAUUGGGAUGGGGAUUUCGAGGCAGGGUUCCUGGCUUAAACCAAGGCCCUUCCCAGCACACGCCUAUGAGGGCCCUGUUCCCAGUGGCAUCCUGGUGGCAUUUCUGUGCUUGUGGGAGACGUUAUUCACGUAUUUGCAGUGGCAUCUGUUCUGAUUUUUUUUUUUGGACAGAAAUAAACAAGAAAUAAUCUGUGUA
Molecule: messenger RNA, 9574 nt
Organism: Sphaerodactylus townsendi
Lineage: Eukaryota; Metazoa; Chordata; Lepidosauria; Squamata; Sphaerodactylidae
Gene: SPTBN2
Product: spectrin beta, non-erythrocytic 2
Exons: 36
Coding region: 366-7199 (2277 amino acids)
Biological process (GO): actin cytoskeleton organization
Cellular component (GO): spectrin; cortical actin cytoskeleton; cell projection
Molecular function (GO): phospholipid binding; actin filament binding; structural constituent of cytoskeleton
Source: RefSeq, a predicted model, not a curated record